Molecule: messenger RNA, 3175 nt
Organism: Aphis gossypii (cotton aphid)
Lineage: Eukaryota; Metazoa; Arthropoda; Insecta; Hemiptera; Aphididae
Exons: 16
Coding region: 451-2871 (806 amino acids)
Source: RefSeq, a predicted model, not a curated record
UAGUUGCUUAUAAAUUUCUUAUAAGGGGUUCUAUUUAGAAAUCACUAAUCAUCUAUAUUCUAUAAUUUCUUAAUAUCUACUAGUAUUCCUAAGUAAUUAAUAAAUUGUUUCCUCAUUUUAACAAAAAAAAAUAUUAAAAUGAACUACCUACAUAAAUUAUUCAAAUAAUUAUUGGUAAAGUAACAUAUUAUAAUAAAUCAUUAAAAAAUAUUGCUGUGAACAUUUCACAAAAACAUCCAUAUUUUCACGAACAAAUUAAUUUUUCACAGAAGGCAAUCUUUGUAAUGAUCUAUUUACCAAUAACUAGUAACUUCUACAGUAUUACUACAUUCUUUUUAACUCAACAUAUUGUUCAAAUUCAGUGUCUCCCAAGAUCUCGUAUUUGCCAGUUAUGUAAAUAAACAAAAAAUUCAAUACAUAUUUAAGAAACUAUAACCUUCAUCAAAAAUUAUGUUUUGGAUAUGGACUUGUUUCAUUAUACUAAUGACUUUAUACGUUAUAGAUAGAAAACAAUAUGUUCGAGGUUAUGAAUACACAAAAUACAACUGGACAAAUUCGGACCCUAAUUGGAACAAAUGGACCGAUUGCAAGGGCUCGUGUGGUGAAACUGGCUACAUGUCUCGAUACCGCAGUACUACGUCGAGCGAUGUCCUCUGCGAAUUUAACCACGAGUGGAAAACUUGCAACAUUUUAGGAUGUACGAUAAGGAAUUACACCGAGGCCGCCGAAGGAAAUGAACUCAAAACACGAGAGUUAAAUUACAUCCUGGAAAUAACGAGGAACACAAAUCAGAUUUUUUGGAACGCGUGUUUCUCGGAUCAUUGUAAUUACAACGCUUUGAAGAACGAGUUUACGAAUAACACUGAUCGAUUGUGGAACGCUUUGUUAUGUGUUAAACACAAUUUGGGCUGUCCCGUUAAAGGAGGCUGGAGUAAAUGGAGUUCUUGGUCGAAGUGCACCGCUACGUGUGGUUUUGGAAUGCAAUACCGAUUACGAUAUUGUGAUCAUCCUUGCCCAUCAAGAACGUCACUUAACUGUUCUGGAAACUACAUAGAAUUUAAAAAUUGUUUCGGGAAAUCGUGUACAGCUAAGACCAAUGGAACUUGGUGUAAGUGGAUGAAAUGGUCGGAAUGUAGCGUUCAGCAAGGAAAUGGUAUCAUCGUCCGGAAACGUUUUUGUCGGUCCUCUAACAACAAUAGUGUAUACAUGUCAUGUUCAGGACCGCACACAGAAAUCGGUCGAUGCUAUGUACCUGGAGUCGAUGGAGGAUGGUCUGAAUGGCUAAAAUGGAGCCCCUGCUCGACUACAUGCGACAGAGGAAUUCGGUAUAGGCUACGAAGUUGUAGCCGACCGGAGCCGGAAAGCUCUGGACGACAUUGUGAGGGAGAGACUGUACAGACCAAUAUAUGUUACGUCGGACCCUGCAAAGGACCACCGAUUAUGGUGACCACAUUUGAUAAACAGUCUCACAUUAAGUACGCUGCUACGGAAACAAGUACGACUCUGCUGCACGUCGUUGUACAGUUUUAUCCUUUCGGCAUGUCCGGUACUAUACUUCGACGGUUCGACAACGAUUGUGAUGGUUACUGCAAUAGCAUUCAGCUGAAUUUGAUCGAUUUUCGUCUAAUUUUAAUUGUCGACAUAGACGGGUGCAAUGUUACAUUACAAAGUACUUCCACAAUAAACUUUGGAUGGAAUGAAGUUAUCUUUUCGAUCACCAAAAACAAAGUAGAACUACAAUUAAAUAACCACCAAACGUCAACAUUUAUAAAAUGUAUGAUUUGGGCUGUGAAUCUGGACCAAGUGAUGAUCAUCGGAGAAGAUUUCGAAGGUUACAUAAAAAAGUUUGACGUGAACUUUAUGCCUUACGCAUUAACCAUAAACGAGAAACUUUCAGAUACCAUGUAUAUACCUUACACGACUUUCAAUACAGUCUUCGAACUAUCAGAAGAGCAAUCGUACUCAGAUCUAUUUAAUACGAUUAAGAUCCCUUGCCCGCAACCGAGUAACAAUUGGAAGUUGGAAUUGUAUUUGAGGUUUGAAAUUUUAGCCAACGGAAAUUUUAUUUCAACCCGAAGCACUGCAGCAGAUUACAUGUCAGUAGAAAUUAAUAACGACGUGUUCAAGCUUAAGAUAAAAUUGGAUGAAUACUUUGACGAAGUGUCAAUAAAGUUUGAGUACAUCGAUUCAUCUUGGAUUCACUUGGAAAUCGAACAACACGAUAACAGCUGGUGUUUGAGUGUGAAUGACAACAAACGUUCAUUGAUGAUGCCCGAUGAAGUGUUUGUUGAGCUCUGUGAAGAUCAUAUGUAUAUUGGUAACUUUCAGGAAAAUCAAAAUUCGACACAACUCCGAGGAAUCAUAGGAUAUUUAAAACUAAAUGAUGAUAUUUUAAAUCCUAAUGACUUUAUUAUUAAUUCCAAAACAGAGUACAAUGCCUUGACACGGAACUUAUCAGAUACGCUGUAUAAUGAAGUAACAAUGACAAGUGAAAAUGAUGUUAUUGAAUUAAACUGUAUUUUCAUCAGUGAACUCAAAUAUGAAGAUUUAGAUAUUGUAUGGUUAAAAUCUUAUGAAUUGGGUUUACAUAGAAUUGACUGUAAUAUAUCUCACAAUUGUGCUAUUAUAACUAACAAACAUGUAUCUCAAAUCACAAUAUUUUCAAAAUCUGUGCAUGAAGAUUACUUUUACUUAUGUAUAUCAAUGAAAAUAAAAAAGAUAAUGUGCAUUUAUGGUGUUACAACAUUGAAGAAUAAUUUUGACACUGUUAAUGAUGUAAUGAAAACAUUUAUAAUCCUUGGGAGACUGAUUGCAUUGCUAACAAUAUUUUUUCUUAUGUUUACGAUAAAAAAUAAAAUAAAAAGACUUUAAAUGUGUACAUCAAUUUAUUUAAAUAUUUAAACCUAAUUAACAAUUAGCUAUGUACAGUUUGAGUUAUCUAGUGUUUGCGGUAUGCAAAGCUCGAAUGAACAAAUGUAAAAUACAAAAACACAACAAACAGAGUUUGUAAAAUAGCAAUUAUACUGCAAACUAACAGUCUGAUGGCAGGCAAUUUAAUGGUUAAUAAUAUUAUGAGACAUGUUCUAAAAACACUAGUGCCGGUAAACAGAAUUAGGGCCAAAUAAAAUAUUACAUUGUUUGUUUCAUCCGAUAUAAAACUAAUAACAAGCGUAAA